Mugil cephalus (flathead mullet) is the source of this 3140-nucleotide messenger RNA. It is a transcript of the gene amph, whose product is annotated as amphiphysin. Gene Ontology annotation, cellular component: cytoplasm; synaptic vesicle; plasma membrane. NCBI's taxonomy places the organism in Eukaryota, Metazoa, Chordata, Actinopteri, Mugiliformes, Mugilidae. The transcript has 23 exons. The record is from RefSeq and is a predicted model, not a curated record. Bases 87 to 2351 code for a protein of 754 amino acids. Gene Ontology annotation, molecular function: protein binding; phospholipid binding. Gene Ontology annotation, biological process: synaptic vesicle endocytosis.
CACACACACACACACACACACACACACACACACACACCUCCCCCUGCUGACUCUGGUAAUCCUCUCUCUCCGUGUCUGCAGUCAUCAUGGCGGAAAUCAAGACGGGAAUCUUCGCUAAAAACGUCCAGAAGCGUCUGAACCGAGCGCAGGAGAAGGUUUUGCAGAAACUUGGAAAAGCAGACGAGACCAAAGAUGAACAGUUUGAACAAGUCGUCAUCAACUUCAGAAGACAAGAGUCUGAAGGUUCUCGGCUGCAGAGAGAGAUGAAGGCCUACAUGUCUGCGAUCAAAGCGAUGCAGCAGGCCUCCAUCAACCUGACCCAGUCUCUGCAUGAGGUCUACGAACCGGACUGGCAUGGAAAGGAUGAUGUCAUGGUCAUCGGGAAGGACUGUGAUGCACUGUGGGAAGACUUCCAUAACAAACUUGUUGACUCAACGCUGUUGAACCUGGACGCAUACCUGCAGCAGUUCCCAGACCUAAAAACUCGUGUGGCCAAAAGAAGUCGGAAACUCAUUGACUACGACAGCGCACGUCAUCACGUAGAGACUCUGCAGACGUCUGGGAUGAAGAACGACCGCAAGAUGAUGAAGGCAGAGGAAGAGUUGAAAAAGGCCCAGAGAGUGUUUGAUGAGCUGAACGUUGGUCUGCAGGACGAACUGCCAACUCUCUGGGACCGCCGGGUCGGUUUCUACAUUGGCACAUUUAAGAGUGUGACGAGUCUGGAGGCAAAGUUUCACCGUGAGAUCUCACUGGUGUGCAGACAGCUAUAUGAAGUGAUGACCCAACUGGCAGAGCAGCACUCUGAUAAAAUGUUCACCAUUCAAGGAGCUCCCAGUGAUUCAGGACCAUUGCGUCUCGCAAGGACACCUUCACCACCCGAAGAUGAAAGUCCACCAGAGAGUCCGGAUGCCAGCUCCAACCACAUGCUGCGCCCUGUCUCACCUGGACCACCACGGCCCAAAUCCCCCACACAGCUUAAAAAGGGUCCACCAGUGCCUCCACCACCGAAGGUCACACCCACCAAGGAGGUGGCAGAGGAGCAGAUUAUCGAUCUGUUUGGUGGAGAAUUCUUACCAGCGCCUUCACCCUCACAGCCCAAUGAAAGACCUGGAGAGUCGCUUCUUGAUCUAGACUUUGAUGCUUUCCAGCCAGAUGAAAGUGUUUCGCCAAUACCACAGACAGCUGUACCUUGGGAUAUGUGGUCGGCCAAUGCCCAAGCAGCUCAGCCUCAGGCUACAGAUUCUGGUUUCGUCCCUGACUGGUCAGCUGACUUUGGUUCUGUGUCAGCAAACGGAGAUGCUGGUUCUGGAGCUGAGGCCCCAGAUGCUCCAGGGGCCACCGCUGUAGGGCCAGAAGGGGUGCAGGGCGAGACUCAGAGCUGGCCCCAGGCAGAAGGCUUGCAACCAGGUGCAGAUCCAGCUACACCCACCCAGGACUGUAAUGCCAAGGCAGCUGAAGAUGAGGUGGCCAAUUCAUUUAAUGGAUUUUCACAGGAUGCAGCUGCUCCGGCAUUUUUUGCUGAUUUUGACAAGAUGAACCAAGUUAACAGUGAACCAACGGAGUCUCCUGAAGCCUCAAAGACACCAGCUGCUAGUCCAGCAGAAGAACAACCUCCAAUUCCCUCACCGGGAGGAGAACAGGAUCAGCAGGCACCUCCAUCUGAAGAAGAACAGGUGAAGGAACAUGUAGCGCCUCCUGCUAGUGAGGUGGAGGAACAUGUAGUGCCUCCUGCUGGUGAGGUGGAGGAACAUGUAGCGCCUCCUGCUGGUGAGGUGGAGGAACAAGAAGCACCUCCUGCUGGUGAUCAAGAAAAGAUAGAAAAAGCUUCAGACAGCCCAAAGGAGGAGAAGCCAGCUUCAACAGUUGGCUCUCCAGGCUCUGGCAAAGCAGAUCUUGGUGAAAUUCUUCUUGCUGAAGAGACUAAAGCAUCUCCAGGUGAAGCAGCAGCAGCUCUAUCGGAAAAUAUGCCAAUCCCCUCUGUUGUGAUUGAACCUGCCUCGAGUAAUGAAGGUGAUGAUGACCGUGAUGCUGACAUCAUCUCCCCAAUUGCAAUCAGUGACAAUGGUGUGACCAGUGAAAACCAGACCAUCAAACAUAUGAGUGCUGCCGGUGGAGUGUCAGGACUUCCUGAUGACUUUCUUUACAAGGUGGAGACCAUGCAUGAUUUUGAGGCUGCAAAUUCAGAUGAGCUUGAGCUAAAGAGAGGUGAUGUGGUUUUGGUGGUUCCCACUGCUUCAGUAGAGGAUCAGGAUGCUGGUUGGCUGACUGGGAUCAAAGAAAAUGACUGGUUAACGCUUGGAAGGAGCGCCCAUAAAGGACUUUUCCCAGAAAACUUUACCCAGCGUGUUUGAGUAAAAGUCUGUGGAGUGGUGAACAUUUUGCAGAAAUCUAAUAUAUCUGUGUCUGAGUCCUUUUCUUCAGCAUGUAUCUACAUAUCUGUCAUGAAAAAAAACAAAAAACAACAAAAAACAUAUAACCUGCUGCAAUGGUCUCCUGGACAACUUAAGGGUUUGUCUUGAAGAUUAAAAUCUGCUAUAGUUUAUGGUAAUAAACACUAGUAUUAUUCCCAGAAUUAUGUUUUCUAUGCAUGAGAUGAUAGUAUGUCGUACCAUCCUCUGGAAAUGAGAUGUUUUUGUUAAAAAAAAAAAAAAAAUGUGAUGUGGCUUAUUGAGAACAUAGAAAUCUGUCUAUUCACACCAAUAAAGUGUGCGAAUUGUUAUAAAUACAGCAACCUUGUAACAAAAGACAAAGAGAAAUAUAAACUACUUGGCACCAAGUGUGUUGUAUUAAUAUUGUUCUGCUGUGGAUUCUGCCAGACAUUGUAGUGGUGUGAUUUAUUUAAAUGAUCCUGCGUGUAAAAUGAAACUCGUGAGAUAGUUGUAUUUUCCGGACAUGCUGUUACUGUUAAUCUCGAUUCACUUGUUUCUGUGUUAUCAUUCUGGAGUGUGUGUGCGUGGUCUUUUCUUUGGUUUAUGUGGUGAAGAAUCAUGUCAGCGAUGAGUGUUGCUGUUUUCUGCCAAGAAAAUACAGAUUUAAUGCCUGAGCAUUAGCAAACACAGUAGUUCACAACCAGCAUGAGAUUCAGUAAUUCAGAAAGAAGUAUUCAAUCCCAGAUGAAAAAUAAAGAAUAACUCUACGGA